GAAUCUAGACAACUACAACUACAACAAAUCGCAAUAAAAUGACUGGAUCACUUGGAAAACUCAAUGUAUUGAUGGUUGGUACAGGUGAAUACACCACUGGCUUCGUCAACGGAAAUGCCUCGGCAUCUGACAAAAAAGUUGGUGUCAUUGCAUUGACCAUGUUCGAUUUGAGACGACGCGAGAAAGUAUCUUCGAUUGGAAUGGUUGGUGUGAACGGAAAGAAGUUCCCUGCUGUCAGAGAGCACCUCAGCAAGAACAUCGGAGAAGCCUACAAAAUGGAUACCCAAGUCACUACCUACCCUGAAGAUGAUCAAAUUGAUCCAGAUUCAUACAAAAAGGCUAUCGAUGAUUUGUCUCCUGGUGAUGCCAUCACAAUCUUUACUCCCGACCCAACUCACUUUCCUAUUGCUCUCUAUGCUAUCCAGCAUGGUGUGCACGUCUUGGUCACUAAGCCGGCCGUAAAGUUGUUGGCUCAACAUCAGGAACUCAUGAAAGAAGCCAAGAAACACAACGUUAUUGUCAUGGUCGAGCACCACAAGCGCUUUGACGCUACUUAUGCCGAUGCUCGAGUCAAGGCCGAGAAACUUGGCGAAUUCAACUACUUUUAUAGUUACAUGAGUCAACCCAAGUAUCAGCUCGACACAUUCCGUGCCUGGGCUGGCAAAGAGUCUGAUAUUAGUUAUUACCUCAACUCUCACCACAUUGACUUUCACUGCUGGGCAUUGAAUGGAAGGGCUGUGCCUUACCGAGUCACGGCAUCUGGAUCGAAAGGUGUUGCAACAAGUGCACCAUUUAACCUUGUAGAUGGUACCGAGGACACAAUCAGUUUGCUGGUCAACUGGCGUUCUAUCAGACACCCAGGGUGUGAAGGUAUAGCAGUCUACACCUCUUCCUGGACUGCACCAAAGGGAGAAGUUCAUUCCCAGCAGCGAUUCCACUACCUUGCUGCCAAGGGUGAGAUCCAGAUCGACCAGGCCCAUCGUGGUUACACCUCCACUACUGAUGAGGCAGGUCACAGUCACGUCAACCCAUUCUUUAUGAACUAUGCACCCGAUGAGGAGGGUCACUUUGGUGGCCAGACUUCUUAUGGAUACCUUUCGAUCGAGAAAUUUGUCGAUUCAUGUCGUCAGUUCAAUGCCAACAAGGUCAGCUUGGCUACCCUGGAGGACCGCAGUCUGCCCACACUUGAGAACACUGUUCUGGUGACAGCAAUCUUGGAAGCUGGCAGACGCAGUCUGGAUGAAAAGAGACCUGUAGAUAUUACCCAAAAGAAUGGAGAGUGGGUCUUGUUGUAAAUAAUAAAAAUAAUAAUAUCUAUAUAUAUAUAUAUGUAUAUAUAUAUCCAUAUCCAUAUCCAUAUUUCUUUUUUUGCAACAAUUUUUGUAUAAAAAAAUAAAAUUCAAAUAUAAAUUAUCAUUAUUUUAUCGAUUAUC
Molecule: messenger RNA, 1433 nt
Organism: Phycomyces blakesleeanus NRRL 1555(-)
Lineage: Eukaryota; Fungi; Mucoromycota; Mucoromycetes; Mucorales; Phycomycetaceae
Exons: 4
Coding region: 39-1295 (418 amino acids)
Biological process (GO): NADPH regeneration
Cellular component (GO): cytoplasm
Molecular function (GO): oxidoreductase activity; nucleotide binding
Source: RefSeq, a predicted model, not a curated record